Molecule: messenger RNA, 2031 nt
Organism: Fonsecaea multimorphosa CBS 102226
Lineage: Eukaryota; Fungi; Ascomycota; Eurotiomycetes; Chaetothyriales; Herpotrichiellaceae
Exons: 2
Coding region: 1-2031 (676 amino acids)
Biological process (GO): cell wall organization
Cellular component (GO): fungal-type cell wall; extracellular region; cell surface
Molecular function (GO): glucan endo-1,3-beta-D-glucosidase activity; 1,3-beta-glucanosyltransferase activity
Source: RefSeq, a predicted model, not a curated record
AUGAAGGCUGUUACAAUUGCCGCUGCUGGUGCAGCGGUCGUCACCACCGUUUCUGCCGCGAGCCAUGUCAAGCACAUGCACGCGAAACUACACGCCAAUGUCGCACGCGACACCUGGGUCGACUGGAAUGCGACCGCUUCUACUUCUGCCACGCCUGUAGAUGGGGAGACAAAGACCACCACCACCAAGGCUCCGGUCAAGGCUGCUACCACUUCCACUAGCUCUUCAACCUCAUUCCUCUGGGAGGAUUGGACUUCUACCUCCCUUGCGGUUGAUCCCGCAAAGACCUCGAGCACCACUUCUAGCACGACCACCUUUGCUGAGACUUGGGCGGACUGGACCACCACUUCGUCCCUUCCGGUUGAUCCUGCCACCACCAGCACCGAGACCUGGGGUGACUGGUCAACUUCUUCCCCAGUGGAUCCAGCUUCCACUUCAAGCACCGAGGAGUAUACCUGGGCAGAUUGGACCACCAGUGAUCCUGUCGAUCCUGCCUCUACCGCCACCGAGACCUGGGGCGACUGGUCAACGAGCGAGCCAGUUGAUCCUACCGCAACCGCCAGCGAGACUUGGAGCGAUUGGUCGAGCGUUGAAGAAACCACCACUGUCACAUUGGCCUCGACUGUUACGGAGACCAAAUAUGUCGAGCCCGUCAGCGCUGCCUCGACGGACUCCAGUACCUGGACUGACUGGACUUCAACUUCCUCCACAACCUCAUCGGUUGCGGCCGUUGCUGCGGCCACCACCUCGACCACCUCGAGCUGGGCUUUCCCCUCGGCGCCGGUCGCAGCCGACAGUUGCGCAAUCUCCAUCAUUACUUCUUAUGGCCUACCAACCUGGUAUCCCACACCUGUCCUGGCCGUGAACACAUCUAGCAGCAGUACUUCCAGCGCCGCAUGGGCUGAUUGGACCACGUCAACGUCCAGCACGCCCGCCGCUGCCGCCGUCACCACCAGCAGCACAUCUUCCUAUGUAAGCUGGGUCGACUGGACCACGACUUCGUCCUUUCCGGUUGAUCCAGCCACCACCAGCACCGAGACCUGGGGUGACUGGGUUUCGUCUGCAUCCGACAGCGCAGUGGUUGUCGUCAGCUCCAGCGAGACGGCCCCUGGCUGGGCACCUGCCUCAGGAACCGCGUCUGUGUCUGUGAGCGGAGGGGCCAGCUCUGCCUGGGCGGGCGCUUCUUCGACACCUAGCAGUGGAUCGAGCAGCGGAUCGAGUGGUAGCUCUGGAAUCUCAUCUAAUGGUGAUUUGUGGGGCAUGACUUAUUCCCCAUACACUGCUUCGGGGGGCUGCAAGGACGCUGGCACAAUUGCCUCCGACAUGGCUGUCAUUGCACAGAAAGGAUUCCCCUCUGUCCGUGUCUAUAGCACCGACUGCAGCACGCUCGAAAACAUUGGUGGCUCUGCCCGUGACAAUGGACUCAAGCUUAUUUUGGGUGUCUGGAUUUCGUCGACAGGCAUCUCCGGCGCUCAAGGGCAGGUCCAUGACAUCGUCGCUUGGGCACAGUGGGACAUUGUCGAACUCGUCGUGGUCGGUAACGAGGCUGUCUUCAAUGGCUAUUGCUCCGCUAGCGAGCUUGCUGGCUUCAUCUCCAGCAGCGCGAGUGCUUUCAAGGCCGCUGGCUACACUGGCGCCAUCACCACGACCGAGCCUUUGUCGGUAUGGCAAGAUACUAGCAGUGCCUCAGCGUUCUGCAGCGUUGUUGAUAUCGUCGGUGCCAACCUGUACGCCUUCUUCAACGCCGAUGUGACGGCCGAUAAGGCCGGCAGCUUCAUCCAGUCCGAGAUCGACAUCUUGAAUUCGGUCUGCUCGGGCAAGGCUGUCUAUGUUCUCGAAUCUGGCUGGCCUCAUGCCGGUAACUGCAAUGGUUUGGCUUGCCCUAGCCCUGAAAAUCAAGCCACUGCCCUGAAAGGUAUUCAGGCGACCGCAGGUGCUCAAGUCGUCUUCUUGAGCUAUGAGGACGAACCAUGGAAGGAUCCUGGACAAUUCGACGUGGAGCAAUACUGGGGCUGUGUAAAUGUGUUCUAA